AUGGAGGGAAUCAGAGUUUACCUGCACGAGCGGGAGCUGUGGAUGAAAUUUCAUAACGUCACCACGGAAAUGAUCGUCACUAAAUCAGGCAGGCGGAUGUUCCCGAGCUACAGGGUAAAGGUCACCGGUCUGAACCCCAAAGCCAGAUACGUUCUGCUGAUGGACGUGGUGUCCGCAGAUGAACACCGCUACAAAUACGCCGAGAACGAAUGGUUCGUGAACGGGAAGGCUGAGCCCGCAGCUCCCGGUCGGCUCUACGUUCAUCGGUCGCACUGGACCAGACAGCUCGUCUCCUUCCAGAAACUCAAACUCACCAACAAUCACCUGGACCCUGUCGGCCACAUCAUAUUGAACUCGAUGCAGAAAUACCAGCCACGUCUGCAUGUAGUGCAGGUGGACGAGAAGAACAGCUUUGGCUCCCACAACACAGCCUUCUGCACACACUCCUUCCCCGAGACCGCCUUCAUCGGUGUGACGACCCAACACGGAGACAAGAUCACACAGCUGAAGAUUCAGAACAACCCAUUCGCUAAGGGUUUCUGUGGCAACGAGGACAUCAAGAAACGUCAAAUGUCCAGCACAGAGGUGGGAAAACUCACAUAA
This is a messenger RNA of Electrophorus electricus (electric eel), 603 nucleotides long. It is a transcript of the gene tbx5b, whose product is annotated as T-box transcription factor 5b. The record is from RefSeq and is a predicted model, not a curated record. Lineage: Eukaryota; Metazoa; Chordata; Actinopteri; Gymnotiformes; Gymnotidae. Gene Ontology annotation, biological process: cell fate specification; pattern specification process; positive regulation of DNA-templated transcription. Gene Ontology annotation, molecular function: DNA-binding transcription factor activity, RNA polymerase II-specific; RNA polymerase II cis-regulatory region sequence-specific DNA binding. Gene Ontology annotation, cellular component: nucleus; chromatin.